Malaya genurostris is the source of this 1785-nucleotide messenger RNA. Its product is annotated as alkaline phosphatase-like. The record is from RefSeq and is a predicted model, not a curated record. Gene Ontology annotation, biological process: dephosphorylation. Bases 21 to 1667 code for a protein of 548 amino acids. NCBI's taxonomy places the organism in Eukaryota, Metazoa, Arthropoda, Insecta, Diptera, Culicidae. The transcript is spliced from 2 exons. Gene Ontology annotation, molecular function: alkaline phosphatase activity.
CGUUGUACUGAGGAGUAGAAAUGAUCAGGUUGGUUUUCGUGGUAUUGUAUAUAUUGGUUUCAUCGGCAGCAGGUCGUACGAAGGAGAACUAUCAUAGUAAAAACCAUCUUCCUCUUUUGGAAAUAACAAAAGAUGCGAUAACGGAUGAAGAACUGCAUUCCGAAUAUUGGAAUGACUUAGCUCAACGGACGCUUAGCGAGAAGUUGAAGCAAACGAUUUCUAUUUACAAUGCAAAAAAUGUCAUCUUUUUCAUUGGCGACGGAAUGUCACCGCAGACAGUGGCUGCCACUCGGAUGUACCUGGGUAAUGAGAACGAAUUUCUUUCGUUCGAGAAAUUUCCGCAUCUGGGACAAGCCAAAACCUAUUGCGUCAAUCGGCAGGUACCUGAUUCUGCCUGCACGGGAACCUCGUAUCUGUCGGGUGUGAAAAUCAACUACGGUAUGCUGAAUCUGGCGGCAUCGAUUCCCCGGUACACCUGUGAGUAUGAGAAAAGCGACGAAACGGAAAUCGAUGGUUUAAUGAAGUGGGCCCAAGAUGCCGGGAAGGCGACGGGAAUUGUAACGAAUACUCGAGUGACACAUGCUACACCGGCUGCCAGCUAUGCAUACAUUGCCAAUCGGUACUGGGAAGGCGAUCAGGACGUGAUCGAAGCCAAAUGUGACCCGGAAAAGACGAUAGAUGUUGCACGACAGAUGAUUUACAAUGAAGUACCGAAAAAGUUUAACGUCAUUCUGGGCGGAGGAAGAAAAUACUUUCUACCUCAAGAGGAAAAAGAUGAGGAAGGGUAUAAUGGAAUUCGAUUGGACGGAAGAAAUCUUAUAAAUGAGUGGAUUGAUAUCCACUCAACAAUGGGCCAGUCGAAGUAUGUUUGGAACAAGGCCGGAUUGAACUCUGUUGAUUUCAACAAAAUUGAUCAUUUAUUGGGACUUUUCGAUACGAAUCAUUUGCUGUACAAUUUGGAAACCCAAAAACAGAACCUUGAUGACACGGAACCAUCCCUAAGUGAAUUAACGGAAGCAGCCAUAAAAAUUAUGCAGAAAAAUGACGCGGGGUACGUGCUGUUCGUCGAAGGUGGGCUCAUUGAUACUGCUCAUCACGAGGCUUGGACUCGACUGGCUUUGGAUGAAACGGCAGAGUUUUCGAGAGCAAUUGCACGUGCACGCGAACUUACCAGCUUGUACGACACUUUGAUUGUGGUUAGCUCUGAUCAUGGUCACACCAUGACUUAUAACGGUAACACGAAACGUGGUCAGGACGUGUUAGGAAUAGCAGAUAUCAGCGACCUCGACCAUCUUCCCUAUACAACUCUCAGCUAUGCUAACGGACCAGGUUAUGAUGAAACCUACAAUCCGAACAAUCCUGCCGAGCGUCUGAAUGUUUCCGAUCUUGAUUUCACUCUUUACAAUCAGCGAUAUCCGGCGACUGUUCCAAUGAAUGCUGAAACUCAUGGUGGAGAGGAUGUGUGUGUUUAUGCAUCGGGGCCUUUGUCACACAUCUUUGUCGGUAACUAUGAACAGAACACGAUCCCGUAUCUGAUAGCGUAUGCUAGUACAAUCGGAGACUACCAGGAGAAAUCGAACCCCGAUGAUGGCGGAGGAGCAGGAAACUUGCACACAUCGUUGUCUUUAUUGAUGGCAUUGAUUGCCUCCAUUGGACUACUAAUCUAAUGCGGUAGCUAGACAAACUGUACCAUUUCAAAAGACAAUCGAAGUGAUAAGGAGUAUGAUUCCAAAAUAGGUUUUCAAGAUAAGUUCGAUUGAGCAAUAUAUUUUGAAAUUAAUUGAA